Messenger RNA from Aspergillus nomiae NRRL 13137, 689 nucleotides. RefSeq names its product putative small nuclear ribonucleoprotein SmG. Gene Ontology annotation, cellular component: U2-type prespliceosome; catalytic step 2 spliceosome; SMN-Sm protein complex. The transcript has 5 exons. Gene Ontology annotation, molecular function: RNA binding. The record is from RefSeq and is a predicted model, not a curated record. The annotation marks the transcript as partial. Gene Ontology annotation, biological process: mRNA splicing, via spliceosome; spliceosomal snRNP assembly. Lineage: Eukaryota; Fungi; Ascomycota; Eurotiomycetes; Eurotiales; Aspergillaceae.
AGUUCCGCCGCGCGACUGACCUCGACAUUACGGCGGGAUAUACACCAGAACUCACUAGCCAAGAUGCCUCAAGCUCAGCCCGAGUUGAAGAAGUACAUGGAAAAGCGGGUAUUUUGCCAACUGAACGGCAACCGCAAAGUCAUUGGUAUCCUGAGAGGUUACGAUGUAUUCAUGAACAUCGUGCUCGACGAUGCUUUCGAAGAGAAGCAGGGCGGAGAGAAGGUCGCAAUUGGCAUGGUGGUCAUUCGCGGUAACUCGGUCGUCAUGCUCGAGGCUUUGGAACGUAUAAGCGACAAAUAAAGGAAACGCUGGAUACCUUCAUCGUGGGAUUAAUUUAAUGCAGUACGGAGUUUACGGGUCGGUUGCUCUCUUUGGAACGAUCGAAGGCACUUCGAUUUCAUCUCAAGCAUGUUUACGAUCAAAUUGCAGUUUCAGUAUUUGAGGGAUCAAAUUCAGGGGUUCCCUUGGUAUAUCUUAUCGAGAGACAUAAUCUUUGACGACACAGCCUGAUGAUUGCUAUGCAAGACAUCAUUCAUAACAUGGCUCGAGAAUACCGCAUCAAAUGGGCAUGAAACCGGCAAACCAGACGCGCAUUUGAGAAAGAAAACCGGAACAGGGGAAUAGAUGGAGAAAUCUUAGAAAAUAAAAUCGAGAAACGAUAUUCAUUCCACCCUCGCGCCAUAAGCCUC